AUGUGGCCUUUUCACAGAAAAUUAGGGCCAUCAGGUUUUUCGUCUUCCUCCACAGCAGAGGAAGUUACUCAAGGAAUUGAUGGGACGGGUCUCACUGCCAUUGUUACAGGAGCAUCUAGUGGUAUUGGCACUGAAACUGCACGAGUUCUCGCAUUGAGAGGUGUCCACGUAAUUAUGGGAGUCAGGAAUUUGGCUGCUGGUGAAGAUGUCAAAAAAGCAAUAGUUAAGGAAAUCCCAGGUGCUAAAGUUGAUGCCAUGGAGUUGGAUCUUAGCUCAAUGGCAUCCAUAAGAAAAUUUGCAUCAGAUUUCAAUUCCUCCCAUCUUCCAUUGAACAUCUUAAUUAACAAUGCAGGAGUUUUUGCAACACAAUUCAUGCUCUCCAAAGACAACAUAGAACUACACUUCGCAACAAAUCACUUAGGUCAUUUUCUUCUGACAAAUCUUUUGUUGGACACUAUGAAAAGAACAUCAUGUGAAAGCAGCAAGGAAGGAAGAAUUGUUAAUGUUUCAUCUGUAGCUCACCGGGCCUCAUACCGUGAAGGCAUCCGUUUUGAUCAAAUUAAUGAUAAUUCUAGGUAUGGCGCUUGGACUGCAUCUGGAUAUAGACAAUCAAAGCUUGCCAAUGUUUUGCAUGCCAACGAGCUUGCAAGACGUUUGAAGGAAGAUGGGGUGGAUAUAUCGGCAAAUUCACUCCAUCCGGGAGUAAUCACCACCAAUAUUUUUCGUCAUAACAACAUUGCAAACAGUCUUUUUCAUUGGCUUGGUAGAUUUGUGCAUAAAAAUGUUCAGCAAGGAGCCGCUACAACAUGCUAUGUGGCACUGCAUUCUCAAGUCAAGGGGGUUAGUGGUGAAUUCUUUUCGGACAAUAACCUAUCUGAGGCAAGCUCACAUGGUAGGGACAUCGAAUUGGCAAAGAAACUCUGGGAUUUUAGCAUGAAUUUGAUUAGAUGA
Molecule: messenger RNA, 951 nt
Organism: Corylus avellana
Lineage: Eukaryota; Viridiplantae; Streptophyta; Magnoliopsida; Fagales; Betulaceae
Source: RefSeq, a predicted model, not a curated record